UCUCUGCCUCCCGCAAUCUCAUUGGUCCACCUCACCGCUCCUGCCACGUAGGACUAGCCCAUCUGUUUCCGCUUCAUAUUUAAAAAAAAAAAAAAGAAAAAAAAAACGAAAAUCUCUCUGCCGUCUUCCCUAACGGCAAUGGCACCACUAACGGCACUUUCCAUUUCCGGUUCCGGAGAUUUUUCAGAGAUUUCUUCUUCUCUCGUUUCUAAUUUCAAAUUCUUUCCUUUUACAGAUGGAUCUCAUCAAAGCGGAAGAAAAAGAGGGGUUUUUCCUUUUGACGAUCGGAGGCCCUCUUUCCCCAAUCUCUCACAAUCCCUCUCGCCCAUUUUCCACCGAGCAGCCGAUAGUCGAUUUCUACUAUUUCGUCUAUUCAUCCAUCGAAGAUCCACCCCACCUCACAGGCUUGUCGGUUGAUAACAAUUCGCAAGGAGUAUAACAGCUAUAUGGAGCUCUUUCUGCUCAAAUGUGGUUGGGGAUGAUCUUCUCAGGAGUUUUUUUUUUUAUUUUUAUUUUUUAAUUUUUAUAGGUCCAAUGAAUGCAAUUGUUGCAUGGUAGCCUGUUAACAGUUUAGAUUGUUCAAUUAGAGUAUCCAAGUUAUGGAUUGGAUCAUCCUAUCAAUACAAUAAAACCAAAUCAGGCAACAGGUGCAAUAGGGCCAAAUCAAGGAUUGAUAAAGGCUUCUGUUUUUUUCUUU
Magnolia sinica is the source of this 697-nucleotide messenger RNA. RefSeq lists its product as uncharacterized. The record is from RefSeq and is a predicted model, not a curated record. The transcript is spliced from 2 exons. Lineage: Eukaryota; Viridiplantae; Streptophyta; Magnoliopsida; Magnoliales; Magnoliaceae. The coding region runs from base 139 to 417 and encodes 92 amino acids.